AAUUGGUAUACAGUUUUGGGGCAGGCUUGUGUAUUUUUUCCUCGGCUUGUUUUCACUCGGAGUGAGGGUUCGGAGUUGACAAAACAAAUGUGUACCGUGGAGUCACGAGUCGGCGUAUCACAGUUCAGGUGGAUCUAGAUGAUGGACACGGAGAAGACAGUCCAAAGGAGUACACGCGGACUACACGAUCAGAUUUCACCGCUGCAUUUCACGAUUCAGUAACAUCUAAACAUUUUCUCAGACUCGUAUGACAACAGCGGUCGAUCACUGGCUGCUGGUUGUCCUGCCGCAGGACAGUGAGUGUCUGAUGCCGAGUUUGAUUUGCUACCUUGCUGCGAAGUUGCUGUCGCGCUUACCUGUUUAUAUGAGUUUUGAAUGCGUAAUGAGGUUUACAUUGGCGAGACCACUUGUUGAAAUCUCACGAAACUAACUUCAGUAUUGUGGGAUAUAAGAUUGAUUGAAUUUACCACAGAAGUGGGCCGUUUAAAGAGUCGAACGACUGUUUGUGGUCAUUUACAGUGCGUUUGUGAUAAGUCGGUUGUGAUAUUUUGAUUGUCAUAUCGCUCAUUAGCUGGUUAGCUGUCACGGCUGACUUUAUCCUGUACCUGACCGAGCAAUAUCAAUCAAUUACACACAUUCAGACAGUUAUAUCACCGACUGUCUAUCUUAAUUCAUAAAUAAUGGUGGGCACUUAAAUAUUCAUGCGGAAUAACAGAAAGAUACAUCAUUUAAAUUGUUCUCGUCACAAUCUAAAGUAUUUAGCUCGCUAGCUAGAGUCGUUACUGAACUUGUUUCGUAAAUCCAAGUGAAAUAUUUAAACUCUUCUGUUUGGCACUGCACAGUAUUCCACAGUUUUGCUAUUUUUUUCCUCACGAUACAAAGCAAGAGCUGGCUUAGCGAUGCCAAACAAAACUGUCACAGACGCUUGAAUAUUUAGCGAUGUCCAGUUUCCUGACAAACUUUUAGCAAAUUCGGCUUAUCGCCUUCAUACAAAUAUUGGCGUUACAAGUAUAAGGGAUUCCUAUAUAUCAUCUUUACUUUGCACUUCAUCUGACCUAAGUCCAAUAAGUUGUUAAUAAUACGGUUUCAUCGCGUUUUCCAGCUCAUUAAUGGUGGCAAAGCUCUUGUCAUUAAGGCGACCUCGUCAAACCUCUCUAAAGCACCUGGACUGCACUCUUACACGCUUUUCAGACAUGGAAGGACAACUUAAACACAUCUGACUUCUAUAUCGACAACAUUCAACCGUCAGUUAACUGCGAAGUUGGUCUCGAAACUCUGCGGCCCAACCAUGUCUGGAUCCCCGGGCUCGAGUGGCUCCAACCCGCGGAAGUUCAGCGAGAAGAUCGCACUGCACAACCAGAAACAGGCGGAGGAGACGCGGGCCUUCGAGCAGCUCAUGACAGACCUCACCGUCUCAAGGGUGCAGUUCCAGAAGAUCCAGCAGCUCCGUCUGUCGCAGAACCGGGCACAGUACUACGGUGGCUCGCUGCCCAACGUCAACCAAAUAGGCAAUGCCAGCACUGAUUUCCAGGGGACUUUUCCCUCCGGACUGGACUCUGUGCGAGGGACCAGACACCAUGGUCUGGUGGAGAGGGUCCAUCGAGACCGCAAUCGGAUCAACUCACCGCACCGCAGGCCCAUUGACAAGCACGGGCGGCAGGCUGAGAGCUCUCCAUAUGGAACGAUGUACCUUUCACCUCCCCCUGACAACAGCUGGAGAAGGGAGCAACCGCCAUGGACCGAAGAGAAACGACCGGGAUUUAGAUUAAUAUCACAGCUUAACAGAACAAACUCUGACUCAGCUCUGCACACCAGCGCCAUGAGCCCAAACCCACAGGAUCCUUUUGGCAAGGCCCAGCAGAUGGGCAGAGGACCUCCUCAGCGAAACGCCAGCAUGAAUGAAGCAGAGGUGGACAAUACUGGAGAUGUGUUCUCAUUUCCUGCUGUUCCUAAUGAGGAGAAUCUCCUUGGAGUGAAUAAGCCACUGCCCAAACAGUUAUGGGAGGCCAAAAAGGUGCAGUCUCUGUCCUCCCGGCCAAAGUCCUGUGAAGUGCCUGGAAUCAAUAUAUUCCCGUCUCCAGAGCAGAACGCAGGUUUGUCUCACUACCAGGGCACGUUAAACACUGGCGGGUCUCUGCCUGACCUAAGUAACCUGCACUUCCCUUCUCCGCUGCCCACUCCGCUGGACCCCGACGAGGCUGGCUAUCCCAACCUGAGUGGAGGCAGCAGCACCGGCAACCUCCCCGCAGCCAUGAUGCAUCUGGGCAUUGGAAACUCACAAGGGCUGUCAUCCUCUCUAAGCAACCCUUCCAUCCAGGCGUCUCUCACCAACUCUCAGCUGCACUCAUCUCUCAGCAAUCCAUCAAUCCACACGUCUCUGCGCCUCUCCUCGCUGUCCAACCCUCCUCCGACGGGCAUGGCCAGUUCACCCAGGAGACGGCCAGCCCCCAUUAGUCCCCUAACACUCUCUCCAGGGGGCGAUCAGAGGCGAAGCCUGAGCAAGCAGCUCUCCCCGACGAUGUCGCCCUCCCUAUCUCCGAUCACACAGGGGGUUGCCUUGGACACCAGCAACUUGCCGAUGGAGCCGCCCCCUCCCUACCCCCUUUACCAGCAAACCCAGCAGCCCCUACAGCAGCAGCAACCGCCUCCCCAGUCCCAUCCGUCUAUGCAGCAGAGCUCCCAGCAUCCAGGGGUACAGCAACGACCAACAGGUGGCCAACAGCAGCAACAACAGCAUCAGCAGCAUCAGCCUGUGUCCCCGCUGCACAGCGUCCCGCUCGACUUCAAUUCCAGUGCUCACAACAGCAUGGGAGCAUUUUUUAACGAUCCCUUUAUGGAGCAGCAGUUUUGUGGACGUCAGUCCAAGUGUUCAUCCUAUCAGCAGGAUCAGUAUAAUAUGUUGGAAAAUGUCAUGAGCUCUAUGGCAGGAGGGUUUGAUCCUUCCUCCAACCUCUACUGCUCCCAGGCUGCCCUCAUGGGCUUGGGCGGUAGCCAUGGCAAUUUGCAAGACCACCUUCAGAUGAGGCCCAACAUGCUCUACUCUAACUGUGGAGGAGGAGUGCCCAACAUCAUCCUUACAGACGACUCCAAUCCCAGCCUGUCUAAGGACAUCAGCAGUGUGUUGUCUGCAGUGCCAGAGUGUUUGGACUCAGAAGGAGUUUUUCCACUGGAGGACGAACUACGUAUUGAGCCGCUCAGUUUGGAUGGGCUGAGCAUGCUCAGUGACCCCGAUAUGGUCCUCCCUGACCCCUCGGUAGAGGACAGCUUUCGCAGCGACAGACUUUAAAGAGCCACAUCAUGCAUGCAUGCAUACAAGUCCAUGAACAUGACGACUAAAGCACAGAACCUAUAGCACUCAGAUUUCUAUAAACGUAUAAAACAAUCUUUACAUUUUCCUAAACACAAAGCGCAUGCAUAAACACUACAAAGCGAAACAUCACGCUCGCGUGAGUCACCCAGAUGCCGUCUCUCAAUGGCCGCCAUUGCUCAGCAUGCUCCAUCUGCCUCCCAAUACACCGUUCAUCACUCAACAGAUGCGUGGACGCUUCACACGUGCUUUGACCCGUAAAGACAAUGAAGCAAACAAACAUGCUUGAACCCGCCGUGUAUCUACUGCUUGUGCCGAGUGACAAUCAGAAAACACCGAAGCCAUAGCAAUGCCAAACCGAUGGCUGGAUCGGCCUGUUGCAUUGCUGGUCUAUUUCAAAGCCAUGCAAACCAAAACAAUGAAUGUGCUCGUUUUACACAUCGCUUUUGGAUGUUAUCAGAAGGUCACACCAGCUUUCAAUGACAUUUCGAUAGCAGCAAAAGGAUGGGACGGUCCUGAACGGCGCGAAGACGACAAUAUGACGUGUUAUGGAACAGAAGGAGUCGACAGCCGGCCUAAUACCAGCCCAUAUUGAUGCACCAAAUGCUGUGAUACGAGACACCAGCAGGAUGGGUUGAGCCUUUCCCCCUCGCCACGCCACCCGAACUCUAUUUCAGUACCAAGAGCAGGACAUAUUCGGUGUCCCGAACCGUCUGGUUCGGGCUACCGAGCACACACGUCUAAACUAACCAAGUUUCUGGUGUCACUGCCUGAAGUUUAGAGCAUGCGCUAAGCUAAUCGCAUGAAAGCAAUCUCGUUGCUGGCGCGUAGGUGAGCCAGUGCCACUCGUACACGCUCCAGGCUGUGAAAACUCAGUCCGUCCUUCAGAAUGUGGCCAGUCCCUCUUCUUCAAAUGAUUGCGAAUUGAAUGAAUUACACCUCUCCUCCUGAGAGGAGGUGUGUAGAUGAUGUGUAUAGAGCAUUAUUUUGCAUAUUUUUUUGUAUAAAAAGAAAAAACGAUAAAAGAGAGCUUUGCCACAUAUAUAUGCCUCACAAUUUUCUGUCUGACUAGAAUGUAUUUUUGAAACAGAAAAAGGGCAAACUGUUUACAAAGAUAAAGUUUAAGAACUACGAAUUGUGAGUAGGCGCUGAAAUUUUUACGAUUUUGGUAUAAAUCGAAACGAAAAAACCUUUGUAUCUCGCUGAUGUUGAUCCAGUCCAUAGUUAGCGAGUAGAAGCUUUGGCUAUGCAGAACUUUAGCACAGGACUGUCUCAGACGGCUGGAACAAUCUAGACCAUAAAAAGGAACUAUUUUACUUGUAUAUUUACUAUAUCUUUGUGCUUAUUUCAGAUUUUAUACAGACUUGUAAUGCGGCUUCGAAUAUGUCAGUUGUAUUUGUACUCGUUCAUCUGUUUAUGUUCUCUCCCUUUGAACUUUUGUUGUGGACGUCUUCUUUCGUGAACGUUUGUUGUGAUGGUAUUUCUCACCGUUGUUCAGCAUGGGCCCUCUCUCUGCAGCUCUGAUCCUUGUGAGGGGUUUUUACAAAAAAAAAAAAUUAAAACGUCUUUUAAAAGGUGUGAUUUGUGGACGUGGGACACAUGUAUCAUUGUUAUUGCUCAUGCUGAAGUUUGCACUGAUCUGAACAAAUUCAAAAAAAGUACUUUUUAUUUUGCCGACGUCUGCUUGUGCUGUUUUGAGGGCUUUUGCCUUCUCGGCAUGUUAUGCAUGUGAGGACUUUGAAAUGCAGUAUAUUUUGUGAAUGACUAGAUUCAAAUGACCAAAUAUUUUGAGAUGAAGAAAGAUGUCUAAAUAUAGCUCAGGAAUGUAUUUUUUGUCACCGUAUCGUGGUUUUAUGCCCACCUCUUGCCUCUUGACUGCCAGAUCCAGGUAAAAUGUUCCCAGAUUCCAAGAGAAACUGUUAUAACUGAGAUCCAGAGAUCAGGGUUGCCAGGUUUUCACACCAAAACCCACCCAAUUGCUACUCAAAACUAUCAUGUUUCGAGGGGGGGGUCCCCUGUUAAAAAUUGCGUUCUGGUGGAUAAUGCACGUUUUUUUGAAAUUCGCAUUUCAGGGGAUAAAUACGACGUUACUGGGGUCGAGACAGUCCGCGGCAACAGUGUUAAAGUAGCCCAAUUCUGCGGGAAAACCGCAGACUUGGCAACACUGCCAGAGAUUUAGAAAUCCAAAACGCAUUGUUCUAUCUAUGUUGUUUUUUGUGUAGCUUUCUAUUCCACUUCCAGAGGUUGGUAAUAGAAAGCAAUAACAACGUUAUCUGUGUGCCAUGUCCACAAUUUUUUGUUUUGUUUUAUUUUUGCUGUGUAUUUUUGCAUUCAUCCAGGUCAUCCAUCUUGUUGGUCAAAUCAAUCAAGUAGCUUUUACUAAAUUCUUCACUUUUUUUUUUUCUCUUCUUCUUUGUGCAUCGUUCAUUGUGGUCCAAGUAGGUGAGAAGACACAAGCAGAGAUUAAAAGUGUGGAGACAUUAGCGAAAUUUAGCUAAUUUGUCAGUCAUGUAGAGAUGUAUGAAGCACAAAAGUCACUUUCAAACCAAGCAGUUUUCACGACAAUUGGCAAACAACAUAAAUGUGACUGCACCUUUAUAAACCCCUUUAUUUAAGUUUUGAUAAAUCUAGUCCCCUGUACAAAAUACAAAACAAGAUUUGGCUUUGACCCUCUGCAGUUGCAGGUUUUUCAUUUUGUAACAUUGCAAUAGAGACCUUGAUGUGUAUGAGUGAUGCAGACAAGUACUGUGCGGUGGAGCAUGUUUUGCUGCAUCUGCUAAAAAAGUGUCUCUUUAUAUAACUAACAUCUUUCUAUCAUCUCUCAUUCUGUCAUCUGCUCAGUUAACUUUUCAUGAAUAUUAACAGUGGCAUCACAUUUUAUUGGUUUUGUUGGAUCUGUUGGUUUGUUUUUGGCCUCAGGCGACAAGAGAGUCUGUUCCCAUCAUUCGUUCUCUCUCUCUGGGAGGAGUUUUAUUUGUCUUCUCCUGCCUUAUUCUUGCUCUUGACCACUUGAUGUCCCUUUGAGUGUACUGUGAUACUUUCUUUUUUUUAUUUUUCCGUUUUUCCAGGCCCUGUGCUCUAAUGGCAAAAAAAGGUGUUUAUUGGCUUUUUUUAAAUGUAGUCUUCAUAACGAGAUAUUAGUUGUUUCUUCUGUUUAUAGAAGGAAUUUGUUUUCUUUUAAUGUUUUUGUUGUCUUUUUUUUGUCACCUUCUAAAAAAUGUACAGUUAUAUUAUUUAAAAAUAUUUUCUUGUCCACUAGUGUUACUUCCUUUUUUUUUUUUGUAAUAUGCCAUAUUAAAAUCUUUCUUUUUCUGAUAUUACAGAUUUACUAAACCAGAGGUUUUUAAUCCCAAAGCUGAGGACCCACAGCAGCGCAAAUUUAACACCUGACUGAGAUCAUCCAUAAAAGAUAUACAAAAUACGCAGAGCUGUGAGUCCACAGAACCCAGAUUGAAAGCCUCUGUAUUACACCACAAGGCGUUUGGUUUGUGAAGUAUGUUAUAGUGCUUUCCUUUGAUUUAAUAUAAACAAAUAAAACUCUUUAAUGGCUCUGA
This is a messenger RNA of Labeo rohita (rohu), 6861 nucleotides long. It is a transcript of the gene crtc3, whose product is annotated as CREB regulated transcription coactivator 3. Gene Ontology annotation, molecular function: cAMP response element binding protein binding. Gene Ontology annotation, biological process: protein homotetramerization; positive regulation of transcription by RNA polymerase II. Gene Ontology annotation, cellular component: cytoplasm; nucleus. The record is from RefSeq and is a predicted model, not a curated record. The transcript has 15 exons. Lineage: Eukaryota; Metazoa; Chordata; Actinopteri; Cypriniformes; Cyprinidae. The coding region runs from base 1289 to 3286 and encodes 665 amino acids.